Messenger RNA from Aphis gossypii (cotton aphid), 1728 nucleotides. RefSeq names its product protein FAM200B-like. NCBI's taxonomy places the organism in Eukaryota, Metazoa, Arthropoda, Insecta, Hemiptera, Aphididae. The coding region runs from base 1 to 1728 and encodes 575 amino acids. The transcript has a single exon. The record is from RefSeq and is a predicted model, not a curated record.
AUGGCUAAGCGCGCUUUGCCGUAUAAAGAUGAUUUUUUGAAGUUUGGUUUUACUGAAAUCAAAGAUCGAUCGGGAUUAGUGCGUCCUCAAUGUGUUUUCUGCCUACAAGUCUUGUCGAAUGAAUCAAUGAAAGAAAAUAAACUCAAGCGGCAUCUUAACACUGUUCAUCCCACAUUAGUAAAUAAACCAUUACAAUUUUGGAAGGAACAUCAAAAUAAAAUAAAACCUAUGCGUCUUGACUGUCCUUCCAAUCCACUUACAGUUUCUUUACAAAAAACUACAAAAGCAUCAUUUGACAUUGCUUGGAAAAUUGCACGCUCCAAAAAAGCACAUAACAUUGGGGAGGAACUAAUUAAACCUGCAGCAAUUUCUAUGGUUAGGACGGUCUGUGGAGAUGACAUUGCUAAUAAAUUAGAAUUAAUCCCACUUUCGGAUAACACGAUUAAACGUAGGAUAGAUCUUAUGUCUGAAAAUAUUUUAAAGCAGCUACUACAUCAAGUGAUUGCAGCAAAUAAUUUUUCCAUACAAAUUGAUGAAUCAGUUGAUAUUCAGAAUAACGCACAAUUGAUGGUAUUUAUACGCUAUCGAAGUACUGACGAUUUUCGUGAAGAAUUUUUAUUUUGUGAGCCUCUUCUUACAACGGCAACUGGCUUGGAUAUUUUUAAUAAAGUUGAUGUAUUUUUUCGGAAAAAUAAUCUAGCUUGGAGUAAUUGUGUUGGAAUCUGUUCGGAUGGUGCACCGGCAAUGCUUGGAAAUCGAAUAGGAUUUUGUAAGCGAGUUCAGGAAGUUAAUUCAAACGUUGUUAUAAUUCAUUGUUUUUUACAUCGAGAAAAUUUGGCAACCAGAGCAAUUCAGCCAGAACUUUAUUCAGUACUACAAGACGUAAUUCAAAUUGUCAAUUUCAUAAAAGCAAAAGCAUUAAAUUCAAGAAUAUUUCAUGCCAUGUGUGACGAGAUGGGAGCGCAGUUUGUAAAUUUACUUUAUCACUCGGAUGUACGUUGGCUUUCCCGUGGAAAAAUUCUUACCCGUGUUAUGUCUUUGCGUUUAGAAAUACAUAUUUUUCUAACGGAAAAAAAACACUCAUUGGCUGAUAAAUUCAACGACGAUUUGUGGGUUUCUAAAUUGGCUUUUUUAAGCGAUAUUUUUGGAUGGUUAAAUGAUUUGAAUAUUGAGAUGCAGGGGAAAAAUAGGACUAUGGUUGAUAUUGGUGAAAAAAUAUCCUCAUUUAAACAAAAGCUCGCACUUUGGCGGAAAAAGCUGUCUCAAGGAAAAAUUGCCACAUUUACUCUUUUAAGUGAAUUUCUUGAAGAUUCAACCAAAAUUACAUUGGAUGACAUAAAAUUACUGCUUCAAGAGUACUUGAACAAAUUACAGUUAGAACUCGAUCGAUAUAUACCAGAAAACGUAGAGCUCAGUAAAUACAGUUGGGUGAGAAAUCCAUUUGAAAUUUCUGUUCACCAAGUUGGUGAAGAUAUUUGCGGUUUCCAAGAGGAACUUCUUGACCUUCAAGCUGACCAAGUCAUGAAAGAAAAUUUUUCUCAAAAGUGUCUAACCCAAUUCUGGGCACAACUUAAAGAUAAACCAAUUUUAAAAAGAGAAUCUGAAAAGGCAUUACUACCAUUCCCUACCACAUAUUUAUGUGAAGCCGGGUUUUCAACUUUAGUUGUCAUCAAAACAAAGUAUAGAAAUCGCCUUGAUCCUCAACACGACAUGCGAUGUGCCCUUUAA